This is a messenger RNA of Microthlaspi erraticum, 1542 nucleotides long. The record is from the annotation of a GenBank genome assembly. Lineage: Eukaryota; Viridiplantae; Streptophyta; Magnoliopsida; Brassicales; Brassicaceae.
AUGAGCGAGCUUCACACGACGCCUAAGAAACCCAAAUUGCAAAGAGAAGGCGAAGAAGAAGAAGAAGCUAAUGUCUCUUGCAGAGAAGAGCAAGAACAAGUCCUCGUCGCAUUAGUAAAUCACCGCUCAGAUGAAAUCGAGCGUCUCAAGCAUCACAUUUCAAACUACCAAACCAAGCUGAUUGAGGCAGAAAGAAGUUUGAGAGAUUCAAAAGCUAAGUUAUCUCACCUUCGUGGUCAUGAUGAUGAAGUUUCAUUUCAAUCAAAUAGUAGUAGUGGAAAGAAAGAUAAACCAUUAAAGACUCUGAGAAAUGUGAGUCAUGAAGAUGAUGAGACUAGAAGAAAGCUUACUCCUUCUAAUAGCUCUGAUCCUAGAAGUAGUAGUAACUCCAACUCCAAGUCCAAGGUCAAGACUGUUGUUGUGAAGCAAAAACCUGAAACAUCUUCUCGUGACAGUCCUAAUGUCAAAGCUAGUGUGAAAAGGAAAUUCGAGCAAAAGGAACAUAAAGAGUUGAUUCGGCUGAUAGCAAGAAACUCAUCACCAACUACAAUCAAGUGUCAUAGCAGCAAUCAAAUCUCUAGUCAGCAUAAGAGGAAGUUGAGAAGCUUGAUUCUUUGUCCUGUAAAUGAGCAUCUGUUUGCAACAAGUUCUCUGGAUGGUAUGGUCAGUUUAUGGCAACUUCAGCCUGGAAGAUUGGCUGCUUCAUUGCUUAGUACCACAGACUGUUUAUCUCGAAAACAAAGAAGAUGGGCGGAAGAUAUGGCUUGGCACCCAUCCGGGAACACCAUUCUCUCUGUAUACACUGCGGACGAUGGUGAUUCUCAGAUCUCAAUCCUUGAUCUCAACAAGACACGCAAGGUUACUUUUUUGGAGAACAAACCUCACGUAAAAGGGAUCGUCAACAACGUAAAGUUCAUGCCUUGGGAAAACACAUGCUUUGUCACUGGAGGAAGUGAUCACGCUGUUGUGCUAUGGGACGAGAAUGAUGAUGAAGAAAACAAAUGGAAGUCGAAAACUUUACACAGGAGUCUACAUUCAGCUGCUGUGAUGGGAGUGGACGGGAUGAGGAACAAGAACGUUGUUUUAUCGGUUGGAGCGGAUAAGAGAAUUAUAGGGUUUGAUGUUCAAGUUGGUAGAGCAGACUACAAGCAUCAGAUAGAUUAUAAAUGCAUGAGUGUCCUCUCCAAUCCUUGUGACUUCAAUCUGUUCAUGGUCCAAUCCGGGGAACCGGAGAAACAGCUUCUUCUGUUUGAUAUCAGAUUGAGGAAAACAGAACUCCAUUCGUUUGGAUGGAAGCAAGACAGUAGUGAAUCACAAUCAGCUCUGAUAAACCAGUCUUGGUCUCCUGAUGGUUUAUACAUCACUUCUGGUUCAGUCGAUCCGGUUAUCCAUGUUUUUGACAUCAGGUACAAUGCUCGUAAACCAACGCAAUCGAUAAAAGCUCAUCAGAAAAGGGUUUUUAAAGCGGAAUGGCAUUACUCUCAGCCACUUGUAAUCUCCAUAUCUUCUGAUCUCAACAUUGGUCUCCACAAGAUCUCAUGA